Molecule: messenger RNA, 3455 nt
Organism: Rhineura floridana
Lineage: Eukaryota; Metazoa; Chordata; Lepidosauria; Squamata; Rhineuridae
Gene: ILDR2
Product: immunoglobulin like domain containing receptor 2
Exons: 10
Coding region: 490-2400 (636 amino acids)
Biological process (GO): pancreas development
Cellular component (GO): membrane
Source: RefSeq, a predicted model, not a curated record
UCCUCAAUAAUAAGACUGUCCAGCGUGAUGAACUCUCUCCAGUUCCUGGAUAGCUUCAAUGGACAGCCAUGUGAUUUAGAAACUCCUGCAGCCUCAGAAUUCGGCUACCAGAGGGAGGAAACGAGUUAAAAGCCUGAAGCUUUAAACUUACUUUCAGUCCGGGUUUGGUCUACAGACUACAGCUGGCUAAUGGUGAUUUCUCUCUCCUUGUCUGAGAUUCAUAAACAAGGCGGGGGGAACAGAAUUGCUGAAGAAGAGGGCUGUUUUAUCCCCGUUUCCCCCUAGCAGAGUGGUAGCUUCCAUUCAGAACUCCGUCGAUUCACACGCUGAGUUAUGUAGUGGAAGACCCCAAGAUAACGGGAAAGAGCACUUCAGGUGCCAGUCGCUUCAUAGCGGGGAGCCUCAUUUACUUUCCUGGCUCCAGUUUCCCCACUCCCACCCCAUCCUGCGCCCUGUCCCCUUCCUUUCCUGUCUGGACAGACCACGAAAAUGGAUGGAGUCUUACUAGGCUGGACUGCUUUCCUGUGGGUAACAGCUGUGACUGACGGGCUUCAUGUCAUGGUACCUGAGAAGAAAAAGGUGGCCAUGCUCUUUCAGUCUGUUCAACUUCGAUGCCAUUUUUCAACUUCUUCCACACAACCAGCUGUGGUACAAUGGAAGUUCAAAUCUUAUUGCCAAGACCGCAUGGGAGAAGCUCUGGGAGUGGUCUCUGCAGGGAUACAGGCGGUGAGCAAGAGGAACCUGGAAUGGGAUCCCUACUUGGACUGUGUGGACAGCAGAAGAACAGUCCGCAUUGUGGCUUCCAAGCAGGGCCGUAAGGUCACAAUUGGAGAUUUCUACAAGGAAAGAGAUGUCAGCAUUGUCCACGAUGCAGACCUCCACAUUGGAAAACUGAUGUGGGGAGACAGUGGGUUGUAUUACUGUCUCAUUGUCACACCUGAUGAUGUGGAGGGCAAGACUGAAGAGUCGAUGGAGCUGCUCGUUCUGGGCAGGACAGGGCUGCUUGCUGAUCUCUUGCCCAGUUUUGCUGUGGAGAUUAUGCCAGAAUGGGUAUUUGUGGGCUUGGUGAUCCUGGGGAUUUUCCUUUUCUUCCUUCUGGUUGGGAUCUGCUGGUGCCAGUGCUGUCCUCAUAGCUGCUGUUGCUAUGUCCGCUGCCCCUGCUGCCCAGAUACUUGCUGCUGUCCACGGGCAUUGUAUGAAGCAGGAAAGGCUGCAAAGGCUGGAUACCCUUCAGCAGUCACAUCAAUCCCUGGGCCUUAUUAUAUUCCUUCAGUCCCUGUGGGUGGAGUCCCAUCUCAUGCUGUCUUGAUGGAGAAGUCACACCUUCCUCCUUUGGCAGCAAGUGAAUCCAGUGCAGGAGGACAAAGUGUGCGCAAAGGGUACCGAAUCCAGGCUGAAAAAGACAGAGAUUCAAUGAAGGUGCUGUACUAUGUUGAGAAAGAAUUGGCUCAGUUUGAUCCAGCUAGGAGGAUGCGAGAGAGAUACAAUAACACCAUCUCAGAGCUCAGCUCCUUGCAUGAGGAAAAUGCCAGCUUCCGCCAACCUUACCGCCAAGUGCGCAGAAAGCCACUUCCUCCUUCAGGAGAUAUGGACGGUGAUGCAGAGUACUGGGCAGGUGUCAUCAGUGGAGGUGGCGCAUCUAAGCCACAGACAUGCUCUGAUUACAGGGUGGAGAGGGGCAGUUUCAGGCUCAGCCAGCAGAGAUCAAAGUCAGAAAUGCUCUCAAGGAAGAGUUUCUCCAUGGGAGUGCCAGCUGUCUCCAUGGAUGAACUUGCAGCUUUUGCAGAGUCCUACAGUCAGCAUGCCUGUCGGACAGAAGGAACUCAGGAGCCCCGGCGCUUUGAGAGAUCAGGAUCAAGAGGAGCCCGGGGGGGUGGAGCACAACACCUAGAAAACCCCUCAGAUGAGUAUUACAGCAAGCACAGGGGAGGAAACCGUGAGCCACUGACAGAUUCAGAUCGGGGCUGGACGUAUAGCCCACCCAGGAGACGUACUCAUGAAGAGAAACGUUUGCCUAGGCUAGUGUGUCGGACACCAGGAGGAAGUCAGAAGUAUGACCACUCCUACCUCACCAGUGCCCUUGAGAGGAAAUCUCGAAGCUAUGAUGAGGGUGGUGAGCAUAGUGGGACACCUUCAAAGCUUAGCUCACAGUCCAGCCAAAGAGGAGGGACAUACUAUGCUUGGUCACCACCACCUGCUUACAAAGCAGAACAGCAGCCGCCGCCUCCACAGCAAGAGCAAGGGGAUGACACGCUGCCACCAUACAGUGAAAUGGAGUUGAGUCGAGGUCCUUCAUACCGAAGCAGAGAACAAUCUAAUCUCAGCACCUCAGAUAAGAAAAGGAAGAAAGAACCCAAAAAAACAAAUGAGUUCCCAACAAGGAUGUCCCUUGUGGUGUGAUGCUAUUGUAGAAGAAUUCUCUUAAUGGACUGGGAAAACAGAAACGAGCAUAGUGCUACGCCAUAUAGGCUACAAGGAUGUGUGCUUCCACCAGAUAUAUUCAGACUCUUGUCUGUUUCAUCAUGUGAAUGGGGGUCUUACGCAGAAGCUAGUUCCGACCAGCUCCUCUCAUCCAGUUAACCCCUUGAAAAGAGGUAGCUCACUCCACAAGGAAAUGAAAUGUGAACAUUUAUUUCGCCAAGCUUGUCUUCUGAUUUUUCAUGGCAAAGAUGGUGCCUCCAUAUUUUUACCCUGAGUCAUCUUUGUGCCUAUAGUAUUAGGGGAGCUGCUUUCUUGUAUAAUAUAAAUUCUCUUCCCGAUAUGACAUACUCCUCAUGUAUACUGCUCUGCCUCCUAUAUUUUACAGGGAAAGUUGCCACAGGUUCAGGGGGCUCUCACAAUUUGCGCUUUAUUUCCAUGUUGAGACUACAUGAGGUUACUUCAAAAUAAGAGUGGCAUUUUCAAGAUAAGCUGCAAAAGACGCUGUUCAUCCUUUUGGAAAUGAUCCUAAACAGAGACCUGGCACGGUGCACUAAAUAGGACAGGGUAAUAUUGAAUGAUAUAUUGGAGUUCUUGUGUUGUUUUUUUAAUGUCCUCCUCAUUCAGUAAUGGGAGCCACCAGUGAAAGUAAUGUUUUGUUUUGAAAGUGAAACUCAGUAGAUUUUGCUGUAAUGAGAAUGUGCCAUGUUAUUUUAUUGUUGUCUGAUAUGAUGUAUCAGCAUUGCCUUAUAGUUGAACUAUAGCCAUAAAAGGCUUCAGCUAGUUCUGCUGAUUGGUCCUAUCAUAAGCAGAGCUUGAGCUUGGGCUCUGCUGACAGUACUCUCUGGACAAGGAUUUAUUUUUAAUAAAGCCAACUAGUAGACAACAACAGACCUAGAAUGAGAAAAUCAGCGUGCAAAGGGGGGAAAUAGCCAUUGCUUUUAUACUAAUAUAAGGACCAGUAUUACUUCUUUCUGGUAAUUGGCUGAGGCCAUUCAAUAAGGCAACCAAAAAUCUGAACAAUAAAUAUGUUGGAU